AAAUAGUUCUACCUAACGUGUCAUCAAGGAUUCUUACCGCGUACAUAAGCCACUGUGCGCCAUACCAGAGAUGGUAAACAUUCGACUGAUGCAUGUUUACAUGAUUGCAUUCUUCACCAUGCAAUUCGCAAACAUACUGCUUGCUCUCCAUGUAUCACCGAUGUCUGAUCAAGUGAUAGGCAGGUUGAUUACCGGCCGAUCCCCCAACAACCCAGCGUUCUCUUCGGCAUGUUCCAACUGCCCGUUAGCUAGCUGAACAUUGUUGGGCGAAUGAUAUCACAACGCUGCCUCGAGUAACCAUGCCGCAUGAGAGAAUUCCGCGCCCGAGCUCGUGUUUUUCGCUCCCCUUGUUCGUGCGACGUUCCGCAUUUCUGAUGGACAAGCUGUUAUGAUUAUGUGGAGCACGCAAAUAGUGCUUGGCCGCUCAGCCCCGGUGUCCAGACUCGAGAAAACUCGCUCACCAGGUAGGUAGGUAGGCUCAUUGAAUGAUAGCCGAACCGAGCCAAGAUUCAGAUGUGUAUGCACCAUCGGGAAAUCACAGGCCCAGCCAAGCAUUCCCUGGCGCCCUGGCUCUGUCGAUGCAUGCCAGGUCACAGCUUGGGAGCCGCCGCCACAAAUACCCACCGGAAUUUGCCAUGCUCAAUACAAUCCAUAGCAGCCUAGCCAGACAGGUUAGAUUCCCCGUUCAAGCCGUUCAGGAAAUCUCCGAGAUCGAUCAUGCUUUACUCAGAUCCGAGAUCCGGCGCUGCCAAAAGCUGCUACGUUCAGCUCCAAAUAAGGCUAUUCCGUC
Molecule: messenger RNA, 790 nt
Organism: Mycena citricolor
Lineage: Eukaryota; Fungi; Basidiomycota; Agaricomycetes; Agaricales; Mycenaceae
Source: the annotation of a GenBank genome assembly